Messenger RNA from Pipistrellus kuhlii (Kuhl's pipistrelle), 1662 nucleotides. RefSeq names its product peptidylprolyl isomerase like 6 (gene PPIL6). Gene Ontology annotation, molecular function: peptidyl-prolyl cis-trans isomerase activity. The transcript has 8 exons. The coding region runs from base 1 to 1539 and encodes 512 amino acids. The record is from RefSeq and is a predicted model, not a curated record. Gene Ontology annotation, biological process: protein peptidyl-prolyl isomerization. NCBI's taxonomy places the organism in Eukaryota, Metazoa, Chordata, Mammalia, Chiroptera, Vespertilionidae.
AUGGCGGGACGCUCUAAGGUCAAAGGACCGACGGCUUCCUCCUCGAUCGGCGCUGUCGGGACGGGCGGGCGGGCGGGCGGGCGGGCUGGCGGCAGGCCCUCCUCCGGGGGCGGCGCGCACAGGUGGUCGGCCCCGCCCCCGCGCUCCCUGGAAGGCGGGGGCCCCGCCGCGCGGUGGCUCCUCAGCCCCUGCUGCCCAGGGCCCCCUCGCGACCCGAGACAGACGCCCGCGUUGCCGGGGCAACCGGGCUGCUGCCCCGAGCUGGCUACCCCCCCUCACCCCCCCGCGCCGGAAAGGCGAUCUGCGGCGAAAGCCGGGAGCGAGGCCCGCGCGCGGGGGGGACACCCGGAUGGGCGGCGAGCCGAGCUGAGGCACGAGGGGCGCGGGGCUGCCGGCUCCCCCUCCCCGAAGCUGGCCUCGGCCUCGGCGGCCCGCGCGCCCUCGCCCGCCUCUUACCCGGCUGCCCACCAGCAACAGGCAAGCCAGCCGGGCCGCAGCCGCCGCCGCCGCCGCCCUGGGCCCGCCCCUGACCCCGCCCCUUCCUCCCUCCCCGCGGACGUGGGGGCGGGGCCGCGCGGUUGCCCUGGCGACACGCAGUGUUUGUGCUCCGAGCCCGGAGCGAGGGCCGCGAUGGCGCGCCGGUGCGGCUCGCCGCCGCCGCCCGAGCCGCUGCUGCAGGUGAAGGUGGUGGGGGUCUUCAAGAGCGCCGCCUUCCAGAUGGCGAAGAGCACCGCGGAGUGUCUGAAGACUAAUUUUCCAUCCAAAUUUGAUGAUCCUAUAAUGGUUCCUCUUCAAGAAUUUGCAUGGGAUCAAUAUCUACAGAGGAAAAAAAGGGAACUUAGGAAUGAAGUCUGGGAAUAUUCUUCCAAUGUCAUGUGUUUCAUUAAUGAUCAGCUGCUGGGUGAUGUAUUUGAACUUCAAAAAUGGGCCCACAAGGUGUGGAAUAUGAUUGACUUUAAGCCCCCUGCACUUUAUGAGGCACUUACGGUGGACUUUUCUACUAAAUUAUUAAGCGACACCAAGCAUGAUUUUGUGUUCUUGGAUGUUUCUAUUGAUCCUAAUCCAAUUGGAAGACUGGUUUUUGAGCUAUACUGUGAUAAAUGUCCCAAAACAUGUAAAAAUUUUCAGGCCUUGUGCACAGGAAAAGCAGGGUUUUCUCAAAGUGGCAUCAAGCUACAUUAUGUCGGUUCAAUUUUUCAUCGAAUAGUAAAGAAUGCUUGGGUACAAGGAGGAGAUAUAGAGGCUGGAAAAGGAGAUGGUGGAGAGUCAAUUUAUGGACCAACAUUUGAAGAUGAAAGCUUUUCAGUUCCUCAUAAUAAAAGGGGAGUUCUUGGAAUGGUCAACAAAGGCCGUCACAGCAAUGGUUCACAGUUCUACAUCACGCUACAAUCAGCUCCCUAUCUAGAUAAAAAAUAUGUGGCUUUUGGGCAACUGAUUGAAGGAACAGACGUUCUUCAACAACUAGAAUUGGUUCCAACAGAGAAUGAAAGACCAAUACAACCAUGUACAAUUAUCGACAGUGGAAAUUUUUAUGUUUGAUUUUCAAAUCAGUAUUUUCUGACUUUAUUAUGUAUCUGAUCAGCUAUUUCUAGAUUUAAUUAAACCAUGCUUGAUAAAAUUUGAAAGCUGUCGCAGAUGCAGUAGCAGUUGGUUUACCCCAAA